AUGUUCAAGGGCAUCUACCACGGCAAGCAGUGCCAUGCCGCUGACAUCCCGGCCGUACUUGCGCGCGCGUGGGCUGCCGGCGUCGACCGCAUCAUUGUCACCGGAGGCUCCCUGAAAGAGUCCAGGGAGGCGUUGGAGAUCGCCGAGACCGACGGGAGGCUGUUCUGCACUGUGGGCGUGCACCCGACGAGAUGCGGGGAGUUCGAGGAGAGUGGAGACCCCGAGGGUCAUUUUCAGGCACUGCUGGCUCUAGCGAAGGAGGGGAUAGAGAAAGGCAAGGUCGUUGCCGUUGGUGAAUGUGGUUUGGAUUAUGACAGACUUCACUUCUGUCCAGCAGAUGUGCAAAAGAAGUAUUUUGAGAAACAAUUUGAGUUGGCUGAAGCAGUAAAACUGCCAAUGUUUCUUCACAUGCGUGCUGCUGGUGAAGACUUCUGUGAAAUCAUGACACGAAAUUGGGACAGAUUCCCUGGUGGGGUUACACAUUCCUUCACUGACUCAGCGGAAGAUCGGGACAGGCUACUUUCUUUUGAGAAGAUGUUUAUAGGUGUUAAUGGCUGCUCUCUGAAAACUAACGAAAAUCUUGAGGUUCUACGAGGCAUUCCUGUUGAGAGGUUGAUGAUAGAAACAGAUUCUCCAUAUUGUGACAUAAGAAAUACUCAUGCUGGAAGCCAGUAUGUAAAAUCUGUCUGGCCAUCCAAGAAGAAAGAAAAGUACGAGCCAGAUUCAACAGUAAAAGGUCGCAAUGAGCCUUGUUUAGUCAGGCAAGUUCUUGAGGUAGUGGCUGGAUGCAAAGGAAUUUCUGACAUAGAAGGCCUGAGUAGAACUCUGUACCACAACACAUGCAGGCUCUUCUUUCCUCAGGAUAUUGAUGCAUCUGCGAAUGCACAGCUUGAGAGUGGUACUACCGUCCAGGAUAGCUGA
Molecule: messenger RNA, 921 nt
Organism: Miscanthus lutarioriparius
Lineage: Eukaryota; Viridiplantae; Streptophyta; Magnoliopsida; Poales; Poaceae
Source: the annotation of a GenBank genome assembly